AUGUGUGCAGGUGGGGGGCAGGAGGUGUGCUCCUUUAGAUCCCUCCCCCUCCACCUCAUUGGCCGGCUGUCUGCAGGUGGCAGAACAGGAUCUGCUCCCCUCAGAUGGACUCUUCAGAGGGAAGCAGGCAGGAUCGCAGACAUGCUCACCGUCAAAGUCGGAAAAGCAAACAUGGGGAGAAAAGCAGGCGUCCUGAAAUGGUGUCUGAGGGUUGCCAUGGUGCUGCUGCCGGUGGUCCUCCUCAUCCCCUUCCUCAUGCAGCUCUACGGCAGCCCGGUCGGAGGAGGCAGCAUCUUCCCCUCGUUUGAUGACCUAUCUCUCUUUAUGUGGCCACAGCUCCCCCCCCCCUACCACCGGUCAGUCAGAUCAGCCGAUCGGGCUGGACAUUGUUUUGUAAAGCAAGAUUGUCCAGAGGGUCAGCUGAGCUUCUACAUCCUGAGCGGAGCGGCCAAUGUUGUGGGCCCAAAAAUCUGCAUCCAGAACAAGAUGGUUCUUGGAACAGUUCUGAACAAUGCCGGAGUUGGAAUAAACAUUGUGACAUUAAAUGGACACACAGGAGAGGUCCAGAAGUCUGGUAACUUUAACACGUACGAUGGAAAUGUGGAAGAUCUCAUCAAGUUCCUGAAGGACAUUGAGUCCGGUUCCGUGGUCCUGAUGGUGUCCUUUGACGAGCCAGGCACGAAGUUAAAUGAUGAAGCAAGAGCACUGAUUGCUGAACUGGGAAGCUCCUCAAUCAAGACGGUGGGAUUCAGAGACAGCUGGGGGUUUGUUGGAGCCAAAGGAAUUACAACACAGCACCCUUUUGAGGAGUAUAUAAAGAACGACCAAUCGAAAAAUAAAUACGGAGGCUGGCCUGAGUUGAUUGAGUUGAAGGGAUGCAUCCCCAAACAGCUGGAGAAAUCUGCAGAUUCUUCUUCAAACCUUCAAGCUCUAGCUGCAGGAGCAUGAAGCUGCAGAAAGUCAACUUGUUGUUCAGAACUUUUUCUGUGAUUUAGACAGAAAAAAUGCUUUUUACAAACUUAACUGAAGGGUGGGUUUUUAAUCUUUAAGAAAUGGGCUCUGAGAAAAUGCUCUUUUUUGUUUUUUAUGGCAAUGUUUUUGUCACAUUAACACUUAGCUACCUGGGAAUUUUAAUUUCAAUUCCUCAAUGUUCCUGUUCAUUUUUAUUUUUGUCUUUAUUCCAAAGCAAAUAAACCUAAUGUGGCAGGUUGAAAUGGUAACGAUUCAUUUUACAUCCUUAAAUCAGUCAAAGUUGACAAAAUGUGUAACAUGCUGAUAAUUAGAAUUGAAACAAUGAUUCCAGCAUUUUUUUACACUUAUUACUCAACACAAACCACUUUUUGUUUCCAUUUUUGUCAAAUACAUUCCACGUCUUUUGUGAAUUUACAUCCAUUUUUGUAUUUCAGGCCAAAAUGAAUAAGAAGUGGUGUUAUUUUUUAAAUUAAUACUGCCAUCAGAAAAAAAAGCCAAAUAUGUUUGCGUUAAACUGUCUCAGGGAGACAUUCUAUUCAACAUUAAGGUGAGCUGUGGGAAAAAUGAAAUGCUCCGAGAAGGUGGACAUGCUGAGCAAAAAAUUACUUUAUCUUAUUUUUUAAUGAUGUGUC
Messenger RNA from Menidia menidia (Atlantic silverside), 1604 nucleotides. The record is from the annotation of a GenBank genome assembly. NCBI's taxonomy places the organism in Eukaryota, Metazoa, Chordata, Actinopteri, Atheriniformes, Atherinopsidae.